This is a messenger RNA of Drosophila persimilis, 3520 nucleotides long. RefSeq lists its product as uncharacterized. Gene Ontology annotation, biological process: proteolysis. Gene Ontology annotation, molecular function: serine-type endopeptidase activity. The record is from RefSeq and is a predicted model, not a curated record. Bases 970 to 3342 code for a protein of 790 amino acids. The transcript is spliced from 8 exons. Lineage: Eukaryota; Metazoa; Arthropoda; Insecta; Diptera; Drosophilidae.
UCAGGUUGGGCUCGCGUACGUAAUUACCGCUACUCACGGGCCUCGAUCGUUGGCUUCGUUCCACUGUGGCCAAAACCAAAUCCCCACAAAAUACCAUUAAAAAAUCAUCUUCAAAUUGGAUUAAUAAUCUGCAGAUCAAUCUAUCUAUACCCUUGCUUAAAGGCAAUUAAGGAAGUAAUUUUGUUACCGAAGCUCUUCGUGGAUGUCUAUGUGGAUGUCGCCAGCCAAAUAGCGCGAUGCGAUGCAUGCAACCACACGAAACCGCUUGAAAAGUCGCUGUUAAAGCGUCAACAGCAAUUGCCAUAAUUGCCAUUGGAGCAGCACACACACACGGACACACGGACACACGGACACACUCCCAGAUACAGAGGAGUCCAAUAACCGCUGGACAAACAUCCAACAACCAGCAAUCCAACACCCAACCCGUGCCCGUGCCCGUGCCCGUGCCCAUACCCGCACCCGGACCAAUUCAGCCAUCAAAACGAAACUUGCCACACGAGCUAUCCGAGGCAGGCACAUAGAAACACACACGCACACACACACACACACACACACACACACACACAAAUCCGCAAGUCCCACUGAAUUGUAACAUAGACGGGGAGUCGAGCUUGAAAAUCCCCAAAGCCAAAACAAAGUCCAAGACCGAGAGCAAGAGCAAGACCAAAAAACCAGUGGGGAGAUCAAUGAACGCGGCACGCAGCUGACAGCAGCAGCACCACCAACACCACCAGCAGCAGCUCAGUGAAGCAUAGGAAAGGCGCCACGGACGGACACCAGGCUGGGGCGGCGUUCAAGUUCAAGCAUCAACUAUUCCGACGACGACGGCAAGCAGGAAGUGCCGCGGCUGCACCUUAAUUGGAGGCAGUGUCAUUAGCACCAAAAACAACAACAACAACAACAACAGCAACAGAAACAGCCUCAACUGAACAACAACAACCAACCAACGCUCAUCCUGCUCGAUGUAAGAUGUUACUGACCGACAACAGCAACGAGCUCCACACAAGAAGCAACAGCCGCAGUCGCAGCCGCAGCCGCAUCUGCACCUGGAGAUGGAGCCUGAUCCAACUGUUUGCCCUUUGCUGGUGCUGCCUCUGCUCAGUGCUCAGUGUUGAGGCGGCCACACCCACCACAGUGUCCACGGGGCAACUGCUGACGGGACAUCAGCUGCUGCCCUGGCAAUCACCGGCGGCGGCGGCGGCGGCGGCCACAUCCUCCUCGCCCUAUGCCACCGCCACGUUGGCGCCCACGGCUCGCAAUCUGUACGCGCCCUUCCAGCGCUUCAGUCAGCAGGACGACAUCAGCUUCAAGGAUGUGCGCCAGCGCAGCGACGGCACCAUUGUGCAGUCCUUUGGUUCCUAUCGCACCGCCCGCCAAUUGGGCGUGCCUGCGGCCGCCGCAGCCCAGCGCCGUUCCGAUGCCGCCGUCGAGAUCAUUCCGGCGCCCUCGGUGGAGCUGCCUCAAGGCGACCUGAUCACGAUACCAAAGCAACUGGUGCCCACGAUGCCGGAGAACGUGACGCGGCAGGGCAGGCAGCGCAACUACAUGUACAUCCCCCUCCAGACGGAGGCAGAUCCCGAUUCUGCCGGAGCCCUCCUUCAACUGCGUCCGAGCCGAAAUGCCACGCUCUCCUCCCUGGGACCGCCUGCCGAUGGAGUAGCCGCUGUGGCCCAUCAGUUUGCAGCGGAAUUGGCCACUCAGGGCAGUCCUGAGCAGCAGCCGCUGGAACUAGAGCCAGAACGAACGGAACGCAGCGAUCUGGUGGCCUCUGCCAGCUCCACGGACAAGCUGGAGUACGCGGAGCCGGAGAAUACCAGUCGCCGCGUGGGCUUCCAGUUUCCGAGCUACAGCCUGAAGCCCGCGAGUCCCUUCCAUCCGCAGUCCUAUCGCGAGGACAACCCCAUCUUCGGGGAGACCAGUGGAGCGGGGUUCGAGCCGCAGCCAUACAGCGAGGAUGCCUCGCCCACGCCCACCCAGUACGAAGGGCACGAGACGCGCCACACGCGCCAGCUGUACUUCGACUCGGACGUAUCGCCCUCAAGCUUCGAGUUCCCGGGUCUGUCGAGCAACUCCAAGCCCCACGGCCUCAAGCUCUAUCGGGAUGAUGUGACCAAGUUUGGGGACAUCAACGGACCCAUCACGGCCCUCCCACAGCGUCCCCAGCGUGGCUUCUACUUUGGAGAUACGGAAUUCCGGACGGGACCUCCCGCACCCAUCCGCCAGUUUGGACCACAGAAGAACUUCCAGGAGUACGUGGGUCCCAGCGACUAUCAGGGCUCCCGCAAGAGUCGCUACUAUCCGUACAAGUCGUCCCGCAGUCCCCGUGUGGUUUUCCCCUCCAACGACAAUGUGGGAACCACUGGAGUCAGUGGUCCGGCGGGCAGCAGCGGACCCUCCGGCACAGGAGUGUACUUCAGCGACAACCUCGCCUUCAGGGAUCAGAACUUUGGCAUCAACGAGCUGGCCGCCGUGCAGGAUGUGCGCAACGAUUACAGUCUGCAGGAGCUGGACAACGCCUCGGAAGCCACCAGCAGUCCGCAGUCGGCGAGCACGUUCAAGGAGAAAGGUUGCGGCAUCUCGCUGGCCAAGCAGACCGCCCAGCGCCGCAUCGUGGGUGGAGAUGAUGCCGGCUUCGGCUCCUUCCCCUGGCAGGCCUACAUACGCAUUGGAUCAUCCAGAUGCGGAGGAUCGCUGGUAUCGCGCCGUCAUGUGGUCACCGCCGGGCAUUGUGUGGCUCGGGCCACUCCUCGUCAGGUGCACGUCACACUGGGCGACUACGUGAUAAACUCGGCCGUGGAACCACUGCCGGCUUAUACUUUCGGUGUUCGUCGGAUCGAUGUGCAUCCGUACUUCAAGUUCACCCCGCAGGCGGAUCGCUUUGACAUCUCAGUGCUGACGCUGGAACGGACAGUGCACUUCAUGCCACACAUAGCCCCCAUCUGCCUGCCCGAGAAGAACGAGGACUUUCUGGGUAAAUUCGGAUGGGCCGCCGGCUGGGGAGCUCUGAAUCCGGGCUCUCGGCUGCGUCCCAAGACGCUGCAAGCCGUCGAUGUUCCGGUGAUCGAGAACCGGAUCUGCGAGCGCUGGCACCGGCAGAACGGCAUCAAUGUGGUCAUCUAUCAGGAGAUGCUCUGCGCGGGCUACCGCAAUGGAGGCAAGGACUCGUGCCAGGGCGACUCGGGUGGACCGCUGAUGCACGACAAGAACGGGCGUUGGUACUUGAUCGGUGUCGUCUCGGCCGGGUACUCGUGUGCGUCCCGUGGCCAGCCAGGGAUCUACCACAGCGUGAGCAAGACCGUCGACUGGGUAUCCUAUGUCGUUGGCCUCACGAUGAACAUCUGAUGGAUUUACUACUAAUUUAUUCUCAUCGCUUCACAUUCGCAAUCGCAAUCGCACCUGCCUGGUGCAUGAUUUUGUACAUAAUUCACUUCAUUCUGCUCACUGAAUACUGAAUUCUGAUCAAUGCUAACUCUAUUUAUGAAUACAAACGAAUUAUAACAUUUAAUGUAAUUGAACAAAU